Messenger RNA from Rhagoletis zephyria (snowberry fruit fly), 2384 nucleotides. Its product is annotated as potassium voltage-gated channel protein Shaw-like. Gene Ontology annotation, biological process: action potential; protein homooligomerization; potassium ion transmembrane transport. Gene Ontology annotation, cellular component: presynaptic membrane; neuronal cell body membrane; voltage-gated potassium channel complex. Lineage: Eukaryota; Metazoa; Arthropoda; Insecta; Diptera; Tephritidae. The record is from RefSeq and is a predicted model, not a curated record. Gene Ontology annotation, molecular function: delayed rectifier potassium channel activity; protein binding.
AAAAUUACACAAAAAAAAGUCAAGAAAAAAUACCGGCAAACGAAUGUCGGCAUUUCUCACAUCUGUGUGAAUUCAGCACAAUGGCAUAACGCAUAAAAAGUGCAAGUGAGCGUGCAAGAACGUGUUGUGAAUUUUAAACAAAGAAUGAAAUAAUUUCGAAAGUGCAGCAAGAAGUUGCAAAAAAAGGAAGCAAAAAAUAAUGUUCGCAUAAAGCAUAGCGAAAAGCAAGAGAAAUUAUAGCGCAAAUAAUAGUCAAUGCGAAAAAGUGUGCAAAAGCUGAAAGCAUUCAGAAACAAAGCCGUGCACUUUUCGCCAAAGAAAUUGCGCAAACAUAUGCAAGUACAAAAAAAAAAUCGAAACUUUUAAAAGCGGAAAAGCAUUAAAGUGGUCAGCAAGUGUUGUGAAGUGAAGUGAUGUGAAACAACAAAAGUGAAAAUAGUGUGCAGGAAAUAUUUGUGUCACAAAGCAGAAGAAAAGAUUUCAUGUUUUUGUUUUUCCCCCGCCUACUUUUGUGCUUUUUGAAUUCUUCAAAUUGUGGCCGCUGUGGCGUAUACGUAACAUGAAAAAAGCACAAUUUCGUUAAUGUUGGUUGUGUGUGCCACAGCAUAGCCGCUACAUAGUCGAUUGUGCGUGCGUGUUAAACGGUGGUGCCUGCUGUUGCGCUGCGUAUUUAGGCGCUUAGUCAGUUGUGGCGUGUAUGCUCAAGGCGCGCAUGCUGCUGCUGCCAGAUUACGUUUUGCAACAUGGAUGGCGAAAAUCGGAUUAUACUCAAUGUGGGUGGAAUAAGAUAUGAAACUUACAAAGCAACUUUGAAAAAAAUACCCGCCACACGCUUAUCCCGCCUCACCGAAGCAUUGGCCAACUAUGAUCCGGUGUUGAAUGAAUAUUUCUUCGAUCGCCAUCCGGGUGUGUUUACGCAAAUACUGAACUAUUACAGAACCGGUAAACUACACUAUCCCACAGAUGUAUGCGGUCCAUUGUUCGAGGAGGAACUUGAAUUUUGGGGUCUAGAUUCGAAUCAAGUCGAACCCUGCUGUUGGUCCACCUAUAGCAUACAUCGUGACACGCAGAAUACCUUAGCCAUUUUAGAUAAGUUAGAUAUUGAAAAUGAGAAACCCUCUGAGGAACAAAUUGCACGUCUAUUCGGUUUCGAAGAAGCGCUCAUCAAUGGACGACUCAGCUGUUGGCAGCGCAUCAAACCGAAAGUGUGGGCACUCUUUGACGAACCCUCCAGCUCAACGGGUGCUAAAAUCGUAGCUAGUAUGUCGGUUUUCUUCAUAUUCGUUUCUGUGAUAUCGUUCUGCCUGAAGACCCAUCCGGGUUUUCGUGUGGAUUUUCCCGCCACUCACACCGACCACGGAGCAAGUCCGUCGGCUGCACCGCAUACGCCACCUGUGAACAUACCGAGUAUACCUCAUCAACAUAAUAUGCCACCGGUGCCGCCGAGCGCGCAUAUAGCCAGCACAAUAACGGCGGCACCGGGUACACACAGCAGCGCUGUGGGGAGCAUGGGAUUGUCGAAACAGCAUGGUAGCGUGGCUGGCGUCGGCGGCGACAUUUCAAAUGCAUUGGGCAACAAUCAAACGCUCGCGUUUACUUUGAAAGUGACAAACUACACGAUACCGGGGAAUAUCAACAACACAAGUCAGCCGAUAGCCACAUUCUCGCUUAAAGGCGGCACCUCGAAGCGCCAUCGCCUGAAACGUUCGAUACUAAGCGGUAAUGUAAAGGACUUGAUUGAGCGUAAGUUGCUCGGCGCUGUCGAUCAUCAUGGUCACGGUUGGCAUGAGUCAUACGGGCAGCCGCAUGAGGCAUUCUUCUACGUGGAAUUGGUGUGUAAUGUGUGGUUCUUCAUCGAAGUGCUCAUUAGGUUGAUUGUUUCGCCAAAUAUUUGGCAAUUUAUCAAAUCACCGGUGAAUAUAAUCGACUUCACCGCCACGCUCAGCUUCUACACGGAUGUCAUGCAACGCAUGGGCGAGUACACGGGUCUGCUGGAAGCCUUCUCGAUAGUACGUAUUAUGCGUCUCUUUAAGCUGACGCGUCAUUCGCCUGGACUGCGUAUUCUAAUACACACAUUCAAAGCUUCGGCUAAGGAACUAACGCUGCUUGUGUUCUUUCUGGUGCUCGGCAUUGUGUUCUUCGCCAGUUUAGCCUACUAUGCGGAGAAGUUGCAGGACAAUCCCGAAAAUCAAUUUAAAAGCAUCCCGCUCGGCCUGUGGUGGGCAAUUGUCACCAUGACCACUGUCGGUUAUGGUGAUGUAGCGCCGAAAACUUAUCCAGGCAUGUUUGUUGGAGCGCUGUGCGCUCUUGCUGGUGUACUGACGAUAGCAUUGCCGGUGCCGGUCAUCGUUAGCAACUUCUCCAUGUUUUACUCACACACGCAG